GCCGCCAUGGACACGAGUCGCGUGCAGCCCAUCAAGCUGGCCAGGGUCACCAAGGUGUUGGGCCGGACCGGCUCUCAGGGGCAGUGCACUCAGGUGCGCGUGGAGUUCAUGGACGACACCAGCCGCUCCAUCAUCCGCAACGUGAAGGGGCCGGUGCGCGAGGGCGACGUUCUGACCCUGCUGGAGUCGGAGCGCGAGGCCCGGCGGCUGCGCUAGCGGGACCGGGGCCGCCCCUCUGCCGUAUCGUCUGUCAGGGGAUGGAUCCUGGCACCUCGCUCGGCCGUGGGGCGCGGAUGGGGAGGGGCGUGGCGGCCGUGUCGCUGCAAUAAAGGGUUUUUCCAGUA
Molecule: messenger RNA, 344 nt
Organism: Oenanthe melanoleuca
Lineage: Eukaryota; Metazoa; Chordata; Aves; Passeriformes; Muscicapidae
Gene: RPS28
Product: ribosomal protein S28
Exons: 3
Coding region: 7-216 (69 amino acids)
Biological process (GO): ribosomal small subunit assembly; translation; maturation of SSU-rRNA
Cellular component (GO): ribosome; cytosolic small ribosomal subunit
Molecular function (GO): structural constituent of ribosome
Source: RefSeq, a predicted model, not a curated record